AUGCAAGCCUUAUUACAACUUCCGACACCGAAUAAUACUCUAAGCAGCCUACAGAAAUAUUACGAUCAACUGGAAUCAUACAUUCGCGGUUUAGAAUCCCUUGGUCAACCUCAAGAGACAUACGGAUCUCUACUUGUACCAGUAGUGAUUGGUAAACUUCCGGUAGAAAUACGGAAAAAUUUAGCAAGGGAACACAGAAGCGAUAGCUGGAUUUUAGCUGACCUUCGAAAGGCACUCCAUCAAGAGAUCACAAUUAUGGAUGUGGGACAAACGACACUUAUACCGGAAGUAGAUGCGCUCGACCCUACUGCUUCAUUUUUCACCGGAACUAGACAGAAAUCAACUAAACCAAAUAUUAGAAGAACAGAUACAGUUAAGACUGAUGCUAUAAAAACAUGUGUAUACGGCAAUGAACAACAUUCGCCAAACAAUUGUACGAAGGUUUGUACUCAUGACUCGCGGUUCGAAAUUAUUAAAACGAAACACUUAAAUUUUAACUGCUUAGGAAAUCACCAAGUAACAAAAUGCAGAUCAAACUACAGAUGCCGUAAUUGUAAAAGGACACAUUAUACCUGUAAAUGCGAAACUAGUUUGCGUCAAUUUACAGGGUCUACACAGCACACAGAUCGGUGUGAUACAACUAUACAUGUACUUCACUUUGCAACACAGUCGAAACCAAAUGUUUUAUUAAAGACAGCUAUCGCAGAAGUUUGUUCCAAACAAUAUAGUACCCAAGCUAAUAUAUUGUUUGAUGAAGGUGCACAAGGUUCUUUCAUUACUGAGGAAUUAGCCGAGAAAUUACAACUUUCCCGUAGUCAUACUGAGAUAAUUCACCUUACGUCCUUUGGAGAUUCAAACCAAUCUGUCAGACACAUGAGCUCUGGAACAAUCUACCUAGUCACGGAUGCCGGAUAUAAGAUAGCCAUUCAGGUUCUAAUUGUUCCAACUAUAGCAGUUCCCCCUCAAAAUCUUCCGAGUAGUGUAAACAAUUUACCAUACUUACAGGGGCUUAAAUUGGCACAUCCCUUAGUCCAACAAGAUUCAUUUGAUAUUUCGCCUCUGAUAGGUGCAGAUUUCUACUGGAAGAUAGUUCAGAAUCGGGUAAUUCGUGGACAUGGACCUACGGCCGUAAGCUCAAAGAUCGGAUACCUUUUGUCAGGACCCCUUCAGAAGACACCAUGUACAUACACAACAAAUCAUAUACUAAAUGUGCUGACUUCACCCCCAGAUGUUAAUCAGCUUGAAAAGUUCUGUAACUUAGAGUCAAUUGGAAUAGUACCCGAAGAAAGCAGUUCUCAUUCAAAUUAUCUUCGGGAGUAUCAGAAAAAAUGUAUAACCUUCAAAGAAGGAAGGUAUUCUGCUAUGGUACCACGGAGACCUGACCAUCCAACACUACCAACCAACUACAACAUCGCAAAACGUAGAACACAGAACACUAUCUACAGAUUGAAACAACAGCCUGAGAUGUUACAAAAGUACGGAGAAAUCAUAAAUGAACAAGAAAAGAGAGGCUUUAUAGAGAAAGUUCCCAACGCCGAGAUCCCGUCCAGAAAUGCUCAUUACAUUCCCCAUCAUGGAGUGAAAAAAGAAUCUACGACAACACCUAUUCGUAUUGUGAAUGAUUGUAGCUGCAAACAGUCACGUGAUCUUCCAAGUUUGAAUGAUUGCCUAGAAUCUACCUCACCCGUAUUAAAUGACUUGAUAAGUAUCCUCAUCCGCUUCCGUCAACACAAAUACGCCGUAUCCACUGACAUAGAAAAGGCAUUUUUGCAUGUGCAAUUGAAGGAAAGAUCGAGAUUUCACGAGAUUUUUGUGGCUGAGUAA
This is a messenger RNA of Ruditapes philippinarum (Manila clam), 1824 nucleotides long. RefSeq lists its product as uncharacterized. The transcript has a single exon. NCBI's taxonomy places the organism in Eukaryota, Metazoa, Mollusca, Bivalvia, Venerida, Veneridae. The record is from RefSeq and is a predicted model, not a curated record. The coding region runs from base 1 to 1824 and encodes 607 amino acids.